Molecule: messenger RNA, 708 nt
Organism: Cylindrotheca closterium
Lineage: Eukaryota; Bacillariophyta; Bacillariophyceae; Bacillariales; Bacillariaceae
Source: the annotation of a GenBank genome assembly
AUGCAAAUACUAAAGCAUUCCGAAACUGCAAUGGGAUCCAAUCCAUCCAAGUCUGAGGAUACCCUGCCUACAGUCAAUUCAGGCGCCAGCUUUUCCGAUGAUUAUCAUUCUAGCAUCAUCUCUGCCAUCACCAUCGAGGAUGACUUUCUUUCUCCUCGUUCCUUUGAUAACAAACUCCGCUCUCUUGUUGAGAAAAAUCGUGCAUCCGAUCUCGGGGCCGAAGAAGUGGAGCAAUGUUUAGAUGCUCUCCGACCUCCUACCAGGAGCGAUCGAUUCUCGAGUUCCUCAGAUGGAGGAGCAGGAGAUAACAGACCAUGUGCCAUGCCCAGACGAAAAUCAUCUUCGAAUAACUUGAAUUACCAUAGUUUCUUCUUGGAGGACGAAAGCCCGUUUGAACCCAUAAGCCAUGAUGACGGUGAGACAAAGGAAGAUUUCGAGCCGUCACAUUAUAAUUCCUUUACUGUCAGUCUGAACGACGAAGACGAUUUCAAUGCCGCAAUCAGAGUUGGUGGCAAACGGAGACCGCGUCGCAAGUAUCGAGGACGGCAAAGGAGGAUACACCGAAGUCAGCGAAACCCUGUAAGAGCGACGAUCGCCUCGGAACAAGACACAGAUGAACAGCGAAUACAUGCUGUGCGCAGUCGUACUAGUAGUGUAGUCCGAAGAAAAGACUCUCAUUGUCGGUCAUUAGGCAACUAUUCGGGAUGA